GAGGAGGAGGAGGUGAGGUCCUGGAGUGAUGAUGAUGGCAGCAGGGGGAGCGCAGAGGCUCAGAGAGGAGUGAGAAGUUCCCGGUGAUGGCGGAUAAACCCUCCACGCUGUUCGUGAAGCUGUUUGCCGCUGGGUUUUACGGUCUGAGCUCGUUCCUCAUCGUGGUGGUGAAUAAAAGCGUCCUCACCAACUACAGGUUUCCCUCUUCAAUAUGUGUGGGAAUAGGACAAAUGUUGGCCACAGUGCUUGUGCUGUGGGUGGGCAAGGCUGCCAGGGUGAUCAGCUUCCCUGACCUGGAUGAGAGUAUAUUUUACAAGACGUUUCCUUUACCUCUCCUGUAUGUGGGAAAUCAAAUCACUGGUCUCUUUGGUACCAAAAGGCUCAAUUUGCCGAUGUUUACAGUCCUCAGGAGAUUCUCUAUCCUGUUCACUAUGCUGGCUGAGGGAUUUCUGCUCAAGAAGAAGUUCUCCAGGCCGGUCCAACUAACCGUGUUUACAAUGAUCCUUGGGGCGUUCAUAGCCGCAAGUGCCGACUUAUCCUUUGACCUGCAAGGCUACGUCUUCAUUCUGAUGAAUGACGUUCUGACUGCAGCCAAUGGAGCCUACGUAAAGCAAAAACUGGAUGCAAAGGAGUUGGGGAAAUAUGGAUUAUUAUACUAUAAUGCUUUAUUUAUGAUAUUACCGACUCUUCUGUUGGCUGAAGUGACAGGAGACAUGCAAAAGGCAGCAGAGUUUGAAGGCUGGUCCGACAUGCUUUUCCUCUCCCAGUUUGUUCUCUCAUGUGUCAUGGGGUUUAUUCUUAUGUAUUCAACUGUACUAUGUACACAACACAACUCUGCAUUAACUACCACUAUUGUGGGAUGCAUUAAGAAUGUUCUGGUGACGUACAUCGGGAUGGUGUUCAGCGGAGACUACAUUUUCUCUUGGACUAACUUUAUAGGUUUGAACAUAAGCAUUGCUGGCAGCCUGGUGUAUUCGUACAUCACCCUGAAAGAGGAGCAGUCCAGCAAGCAGAGCGACAGCGCCAAGCUGGAGAUCAAGGGGAAGGUUGUUGUGUGACAGACACUGGAUCUGGUCCUUCUAAUGACACAAACUGGAAGGAAAAACUAUUUUUAAAGAACUACUUUAAUUUAUGGGGUGUUGUAGCAGCAGGGAUUCAUUCUCUGUAAACUUUGAGUUUUAAUG
Messenger RNA from Cyprinodon variegatus (sheepshead minnow), 1184 nucleotides. It is a transcript of the gene slc35d1a, whose product is annotated as solute carrier family 35 (UDP-GlcA/UDP-GalNAc transporter), member D1. Lineage: Eukaryota; Metazoa; Chordata; Actinopteri; Cyprinodontiformes; Cyprinodontidae. Bases 87 to 1058 code for a protein of 323 amino acids. The transcript has 12 exons. The record is from RefSeq and is a predicted model, not a curated record. Gene Ontology annotation, cellular component: Golgi apparatus. Gene Ontology annotation, molecular function: antiporter activity; GDP-fucose transmembrane transporter activity.